CAGUUAACUCUUUUUAGGGAUGCGAGGCGAUGACAUAUACGAACAGGGUUUAGUGGAUUCGGUUGCAGAGACUGCGGAUGAUCUUUUGUCUGAUUAUUUGAAAACCGUUAUCGAAGAACACCCCCAUCACAAGCACGACUCCAAGCGACGAUUUCUGGAAGAGAUUUUACCUCAUACCCUCCGAUACUUAGACAACUUCAAACGCAAGCACAGCCGGGAAUACGGCUAUGUUGUGGGGGGCAAAUUGACCUAUGCCGAUCUGGCGGUUUAUAAUGUCCUGGAACAACUCGUAGUCUCCGGAACCGUGGAUCCUAAACUUCUUCUGCAAUUUAAUUAUACUGCAGAACUGCGUAAAAGGAUGCUGUCACACGGAAGUUUGUCACGAUAUUUUAAAUCACGUCCCCAUACGCAAAUUUAAUUUCCAAAGAGCAUCCAGUUCAUCGUCCCAGCAGUUUCUUCUCAAGAACAGCAUCAUAAAGCACCACGUAACCCAUAAUACUGCGUCGCACUUCGGACAGAAGUUACGUAUCACCAGAAGGUAUAAACGCAUCAUCACCAACAUUCUGUUUUGAAAUACUGGCUCGUUCUUUGAUAAUAGCUGGGUACUUUAUCCACAGUUUUAGCCGGAACGCAUCCACUCCGUUUAAAUAAUAUUUCAAUAGACGCUUGUGCUUGGCGAAUCCGAGAUUUUCGUACAAAUGCAGUGCUGCCUGGUUGGUUGUUUCUGUUUCCAGAACUACCUGCAAGCGCACUGCAAAUGAAUAAAGGAUAACAAAGCCAUGA
Paramacrobiotus metropolitanus is the source of this 783-nucleotide messenger RNA. RefSeq names its product glutathione S-transferase 3-like. Bases 20 to 418 code for a protein of 132 amino acids. Lineage: Eukaryota; Metazoa; Tardigrada; Eutardigrada; Parachela; Macrobiotidae. The record is from RefSeq and is a predicted model, not a curated record. Gene Ontology annotation, molecular function: glutathione transferase activity. The transcript has 3 exons. Gene Ontology annotation, biological process: glutathione metabolic process.